Messenger RNA from Naumovozyma dairenensis CBS 421, 606 nucleotides. RefSeq names its product Wwm1p (gene WWM1). Lineage: Eukaryota; Fungi; Ascomycota; Saccharomycetes; Saccharomycetales; Saccharomycetaceae. Gene Ontology annotation, molecular function: protein binding. The transcript has a single exon. The record is from RefSeq and is a predicted model, not a curated record. The coding region runs from base 1 to 606 and encodes 201 amino acids.
AUGGCACAGAGCAAAACAGACAUUCCAAAGGUUCCGUCAGGUUGGAAAGCUAUUUUCGAUGAUGAAUACCAAACAUGGUUCUACGUAGAUCUUUCCACCAAAAAAUCACAAUGGGAUGAACCAAAAGGUACAACAUGGCCUUCUCGUGAAGCACAAAGACCAAGUGGUCCUCCACCUCCUCCAGGAUAUAGUAGACAAGACCCAUCUCAAACUCGAUCACAACAACCAUAUGUGCCUCAACAGCAAUCACAACAACCAUACGUGCCUCAACAGCAACCACAACCACAACCGGUGAGAUAUGCUCCACAACCUCAAAUGGCACCUCAACCGAUGUAUUAUCCACAGCAACCGGUGUACCAACAACCACAACAAAAUAGAGGUAGAACUAGUAGUAUGAUGUCCCCAAUGAUGGGUGUCGGUGCAGGUUUGUUAGGUGGUGCUCUUUUAAGUAAUAUGUUUGAAUCUCAUCAUCCUGAUACCAUUGUAGAGAAUAAUUACUAUAAUGAUGAUAAUAAUAACGAUAAUUAUGAUGGAGGUGAUUUCGGUGGUGGAGACUUCGGUGGUGGAGACUUCGGUGGUGGAGACUUCGGUGGUGGAGAUUGGUAA